Messenger RNA from Equus caballus (horse), 1503 nucleotides. RefSeq names its product lecithin-cholesterol acyltransferase (gene LCAT). NCBI's taxonomy places the organism in Eukaryota, Metazoa, Chordata, Mammalia, Perissodactyla, Equidae. Gene Ontology annotation, molecular function: phosphatidylcholine-sterol O-acyltransferase activity. Gene Ontology annotation, biological process: lipid metabolic process. The record is from RefSeq and is a predicted model, not a curated record.
CUCCCACCCUCACUACAGAUGAGGCCAGCCCAGGACUGCUUCACUGGGCAGUAGGCACUAGGGCUGGAAUGGGGCCGCCCGGCUCCCCAUGGCAGUGGGUGCUGCUGCUGCUGGGGCUGCUGCUCCCUUCUGCUGCCCCCUUCUGGCUCCUCAAUGUGCUCUUCCCCCCGCACACCACGCCCAAGGCUGAGCUCAGUAACCACACACGGCCCGUCAUCCUCGUGCCUGGCUGCCUGGGGAAUCAGCUGGAAGCCAAGCUGGAUAAACCAGAUGUGGUGAACUGGAUGUGCUACCGCAAGACAGAAGACUUCUUCACCAUCUGGCUGGAUCUCAAUAUGUUCCUACCCCUUGGGGUAGACUGCUGGAUCGAUAACACCAGGGUUGUCUACAACCGCAGCUCUGGGCGUGUGUCCAAUGCCCCUGGUGUACAGAUCCGUGUCCCUGGCUUUGGCAAGACCUACUCUGUCGAGUACCUGGACACUAGCAAGCUGGCAGGUGUGUAUAUUGGGGGAAAGAGUGGGACUCUAGGCUGUGGUGGGCCCAUAGGAGCUGUGGUCAGAGCCCCCAGUGCUACUGCCUCCCCUACAGGUUACAUGCACACACUGGUGCAGAAUCUGGUCAACAAUGGGUAUGUGCGGGAUGAGACAGUGCGGGCUGCCCCCUACGACUGGCGGCUGGAGCCCAGCCAGCAGGAGGAAUACUACGGGAAGCUCGCUGGGCUGGUAGAGGAGAUGCAUGCUACUUAUGGAAAGCCUGUCUUCCUUAUUGGGCACAGUCUUGGCUGCCUGCACUUGCUCUAUUUCUUGCUGCGCCAGCCCCAGUCCUGGAAGGACCGCUUCAUUGAUGGCUUCAUCUCUCUUGGGGCUCCCUGGGGUGGCUCCAUCAAGCCCAUGUUGGUCUUGGCCUCAGGUGACAACCAGGGCAUCCCGAUCAUGUCCAGCAUCAAGCUGAAAGAGGAGCAGCGCAUGACAACAACCUCCCCAUGGAUGUUUCCCUCCAGCCGGGCAUGGCCUGAGGACCAUGUGUUCAUUUCCACGCCCAGCUUCAACUACACAGGCCGUGACUUCCAGCGCUUCUUUACAGACUUGCACUUUGAGGAAGGCUGGUACAUGUGGCUACAGUCACGUGACCUGCUCGCAGGCCUCCCAGCACCUGGUGUGGAAGUAUAUUGUCUGUAUGGCGUGGGCCUGCCCACGCCCAGCACCUACAUCUUUGACCAUGGCUUCCCCUACACGGACCCUGUGGGUGUGCUCUAUGAGGACGGUGAUGACACUGUGGCCACACGCAGCACCGAGCUCUGUGCCCGCUGGCAGGGCCGCCAGCCACAGCCUGUGCACCUGCUGCCACUGCAUGGGAUACAGCACCUCAACAUGGUCUUCAGCAACCAGACACUGGAGCACGUCAAUGCCAUCCUGCUGGGUACCUACCGACGUAGCAGCCCUGCAUCCCCAGCUGCCAGCCGAGAGCCCCUGCCCCCUGAAUAAAGAUCUUUUGCUGCUGUAA